AUGAUUCCCAAUCAGUCACUCAAAAGUUAUAGACGCCCAUCAAAUCGCAUCAGCAAAAUCGUACAUCAUCAAAGAGAAAAGAUUAAGGAAUAUCUAGGAAGAAAGAUAUACCAGGAUUCAAACUUCAGACUGACUGGGAGGAUCCUUCUUGAUAUCAGGGAUUUUCCUGCUGUCAUUGAGAAGACUGGUAACAGAGGGACGCGGGCUGAAGUGAAUGGUCGGGAGUUUAAGUUCCGCGGACAUCUUUGCGGAUGGAGACGAAAAAAGCGACCAAAUCGAAAAUCAACAGAUUCGAUAAAAUCGGACUUGGAAGCAGCUGCACUUCCAACUCCUCUUAUAUCUCGUCCACUUCGAUUGUUACCUGUUGGACAAAGUUUUACAAUUGUGAAAAGCCCUUUAUCUUCAAAUCCUCAGCUAAAAACUCCUCCUCGACUUCGUUCUGCCUCUGCCCCUAUGUCGGCCAAUCACGCAGUGCCACGUAAGCGCACGAUAGUAUGGUUUGACGAAAUGGAAAGCCGUAUCACCUUCACCCAUUCUGGGUCAACAUCGGGAGCUCAACACUCUGAUCCAUCAUCGGAAUCUCGACCAUCCGACUCUUCAUCUGAUUCAAUCUCAUUACGAUCUGGUAGAUCACACUCUCUUAGCAUCUUACCAGAAUCUAAUCAUGAAUUGAGAAGAGAAAGUAGUUUAGAGACCAAGCUGCCGGGAUCAUCCAAAGCUCAAAGCUCUGAAGUGGCUCAUCUGGAUCCGAUCCGCACCAUGCAAUGCCGAGCGCGCACUUGUCCGGCCACUCUGGAGGAAAUAGACACUGCCACUUGUCAGAAUUAUAGCCAUAUGCCCUUAUUGGCAACGCUGACACCAGCACAAAACAUACAGCCGCACGCUUCAAAUGUUGAUUGUCAACCAACAAAGGUAGAAAUCAAAGCCCAAAUUGAAAUCAGUCAAAUCAUCACCAUCAAGAGGAUCACGUUAAGGAUCAUUCGGCAUCUACAUCAAAGAGGAAACAAAUACCAAAACUGGUGGAUGUGA
Melampsora larici-populina 98AG31 is the source of this 1029-nucleotide messenger RNA. RefSeq lists its product as uncharacterized. NCBI's taxonomy places the organism in Eukaryota, Fungi, Basidiomycota, Pucciniomycetes, Pucciniales, Melampsoraceae. The transcript has 6 exons. The record is from RefSeq and is a predicted model, not a curated record. Bases 1 to 1029 code for a protein of 342 amino acids.